Molecule: messenger RNA, 201 nt
Organism: Penicillium brasilianum
Lineage: Eukaryota; Fungi; Ascomycota; Eurotiomycetes; Eurotiales; Aspergillaceae
Source: the annotation of a GenBank genome assembly
AUGGUACUCCGGGACAAAUGGAGCAAGGCGUUAUUCACUCAUGAGCUAGAGAACAGUGCUCAGGCAGAUCAAGUUCCUCUGAAAUCGUUCUCCUUUGUUGCACAGGAGAGCGAGCCGCUGCUUGGUUACGAUCGCCAACCCGCGUCUGGUGGGAUUGGUAGUACUCUUGGGGGUUGGCGGAUUGGCCCCAGUUGUUUCUAA